This is a messenger RNA of Empidonax traillii (willow flycatcher), 1534 nucleotides long. Its product is annotated as leukocyte immunoglobulin-like receptor subfamily B member 3-like. The transcript is spliced from 6 exons. Lineage: Eukaryota; Metazoa; Chordata; Aves; Passeriformes; Tyrannidae. The record is from RefSeq and is a predicted model, not a curated record. Bases 691 to 1455 code for a protein of 254 amino acids.
AUCUCUCUGUCACUUACUGCCUCACUACAGGGUGCUGGCUGUUCCAGCAGGGCAGCACACCAGUGAGUGUCCACAAGUUCCUUGGGGGAUAUCAGUGUUCAGGACAAAGCUUGAAGGGAGAGAGACCCCAGGGAGACCCAGUUCUGGUCUCCUGCCUAUGACAGAUCAGAAUCAUCUUAACUGUCCUGGAUGAAGAAGCCAUAUCAAAUGGAUCAUGGGGACCAUAUGGACAUCACUUGCACUGUAUAGAUCGCAUAAGACUAAUUUAGGCCCUAUGGACUUUUACCAUAGGGCAUCACACUGAUUGUCCAGGACACACAAGAACCCCAAGGAGAUCACAUUGAGGCUACUUGAACUGCAGUCCACAGGCUGUAUGAAGACCAUAAAGACCUGGAAACCACUUGGAACAUGUGAAGAAGUAACUUGUACGGCAUGCUGCUUUAGGGGGAGUGUAGGACAAACUUCAGGGGACACCUCUCAAAGGAAACCUUCUCAGCUCUUCCUUCUGUCCCCUUGCUCCUGACCACAAUGGUGUGCAGAAACCCAAGCUGUGGGACAGAAGGUGGAUUGUGGCAACGAGGUCAUAGCAGGACCCACAAGAAGCCGCCCAGCUGCUCAGUGCCUCCAGUCAAAGCCUUCCUCUGAAGAAGCCCUGCUGGGUCAAGUACAGAGAGCGCCAAGAGGAAUACGAUGCUGCCUGUGACCCAUGUGUUGGCCUUCUGUGCUUGGCUGGUGGCAGAGAGCAAGGCUACACCAAGUGCCCCCAGAAUCUCCAUCUUCCUGAAGCCACCUGGGGUGAUCCCACCAGGAGGCUUCACCACCAUCUGCUGCAGCUGCCAGCAUGGCAAUGGGAAAUUCAUACUGUACAAGGAUGGCUACAAGCUCCGUACCCUGGAGCAGAGUGGCUGCAGGGCCAAGUUUUCCAUCUCUAAUGCCACCUAUAGGGACAAAGGUACCUACAACUGCCAUUACCUGGAGGGAGGCACUGUGCUGGCUCGCAGCGAUGGCCUGGAUGUCAUGGUGGCAGGGAUCCGUCUCCCUGGACCUGACUUCUCUGUCCUGCCUGGACAUGAGGUGACUGCAGAAACUGAUGUGAUAUUCCGUUGCACCACCACAUACCACAGUACUGGCUGUUUCCUGUACCUGGAGGGCCAGAUCCGAGCCCAAGUACUCUCAAGGGAGCAAGAUGACUACAACUUCUCCCAUGUGCAGAAAGGUGAGGGGGGCCGCUACAGCUGCCAAUGUUUCACCAAGAAUGCUUCGAUAGAAUGGUCUGCUGUCAGCAAGACCCUGGAUUUGGUGGUGAGAGAUUACACGUUGUGCAACACAGUGCGCCUGGCGCUGGGAGCCGGGCUGCUGGUCCUGCUGGGGCUCAUCACGGCUGAAGCCACGCGAAGCCGCUGCUGCCGGAGCGGGAGUGCCCACCCUCUCUCCCCGCAGGCAGCUCUCCUCUGAUUGCGGCCAGUGCGGGGGCACCGGGAUUCCCUUCCUGCGCCUCGCGGUGGGAUAAAUAAACCGUUCCUGUCGCUAUCUC